AUGGCUCUCAUACAGAGCAGUAACAUCCAAGACAACGAUAAUCUUGAGAUGCUAUCUCACAUUGAAGGGCCUAUUGUCGAUUCUUUCUACGACGCUGCUUUGCUCUCCUGGGGGAAAGCUCUUGAACCACCCUUCCCACUCUUAAAUUCUCCAGCCAGAGAUGCAGCUAUCCCAUGCUGUGAAGAUAAUGCAGACAAUGUCUGUACCGUGAAUGGAUUUGAACACCUUCCUGAGCAUACGACCAAAUCACCAAACUAUGACAUCGACAUCAACCAUGAAGCCCAGAGAGUCAACGGCUCCGUCCAUCCACAGGGUGCUGAAACACGUACAGAAGCCGUCACUCGUCAUCUCACCCCAAACCACAGCAGCAUCUACACCCCCCAAAACUCCGCCUGGCUCUCCGCAAUCAACAACGCCCAGCACUCAAUCCUAAUCCAAACCCCAAACAUGAACGCCGAACCCCUCCUUGAGCCCCUCCUCAACGCCGCACGCCGCGGCGUCACAGUAUCCUGUUACCUCUGCCUGGGCUACAACGACGCAGGCGAGCUCCUCCCGUUCCAAAACGGGACGAACGAAAUGAUCGCAAACAGACUAUACACAUCCCUUCAGACAGAGGAGGAAAAGUCUCGUCUGCGCGUCUACUAUUAUGUUGGCAAAGACCAGACUCGACCGAUUCAUAAUAGCUUCAAGAUGCGGAGCUGUCAUAUCAAGCUUAUGAUUGUCGAUGAGCAGAUUGCUAUUCAAGGAAAUGGAAAUCUUGACACGCAGUCUUUCUUCCAUAGCCAGGAAAUCAAUGUCCUUAUCGACUCGGCGGUUGUUUGUCGGGCGUGGACGGAUUUGAUUAAUCGGAAUCAGAAUACGGCGAAGUAUGGCAAGGCGAGUAGCAAAGAUGGCUGCUGGCAUGAUCCCGAGACUGGUGAGCUUCCACCCCAUUCUAUAGGGCCUGUACCUGGUCGGUUUAGUUGGGCUAAGGGGGCUGUUGGCGCUGUGAAGCGGGUGAGAGGUGCUGGUGGGUUCUGA
Molecule: messenger RNA, 1020 nt
Organism: Penicillium bovifimosum
Lineage: Eukaryota; Fungi; Ascomycota; Eurotiomycetes; Eurotiales; Aspergillaceae
Product: IQ calmodulin-binding motif protein
Exons: 3
Coding region: 1-1020 (339 amino acids)
Molecular function (GO): catalytic activity
Source: RefSeq, a predicted model, not a curated record